GCUCAUGUCCUGUAGUCUUUUUUUCUCUGCUCCCUCAGUCUUUAAAGCUGUGUUGCCUCAGCAGAUUUCACCUCUCGGCCAAACCCUCCGGACGCACUGCUGGUGGAGAGUAGAAGACGCUCAUCUGUUCGCUUUGGAGAGGUCCCAGGAGCUACCACACUGCCACCAUGACUGAGCGCUUUGACUGCUACUACUGCCGUGACAACCUGCAUGGGAAGAAGUAUGUAAAGAAGGAUGACAAGCACGUGUGCACCAAGUGCUUCGAUAAGCUCUGUGCCAACACCUGCGCAGAGUGCAAACGCCCCAUUGGUGCCGACGCCAAGGAGCUGCACCACAAGAACCGAUACUGGCAUGAGGACUGUUUCCGCUGCGCCAAGUGCUACAAGCCACUGGCCAGUGAGCCGUUCAACGCACGGGAUGACGGGAAGAUAAUGUGUGGCAAGUGUGGCUCCAGAGAGGAUGGCAACCGCUGCCAGGGCUGCUACAAGGUGGUCAUGCCAGGCUCCAAGAAUGUUGAGUACAAGAACAAGGUGUGGCACGAGGAAUGCUUCACCUGCUUUGAGUGCAAGCAGCCGAUCCGCACUCAGAGCUUCCUGACCAAAGGUGAUGAUAUCUACUGUGCUCCCUGCCAUGACAAGAAGUUUGCCAAGAAGUGUUUCAAGUGCAAGCAGCCCAUCACCUCUGGAGGGCUCAGCUACCAGGACCAGCCGUGGCACUCUGAGUGCUUCAUCUGCAACACCUGCAGUAAACAACUGGCUGGAGCUCGCUUUACCUCCCAUGAGGACAAUGUUUACUGUGUGGACUGCUUCAAGACCGAUGUGGCCAAGAAGUGCCAUGGCUGCAAGAACCCUAUCACAGGGUUCGGCCAUGGCACCAAUGUGGUGAACUACGAAGGAUACUCCUGGCAUGAGUACUGUUUCAACUGCAAGAGGUGCAGCCUCUCACUGGCCAACAAGCGCUUUGUCAUCAACGCUGAUCACAUCUACUGCCCCGACUGUGCCAAGAAGCUGUGAAUUGCACCAGCAGCUCUCUUUACGAGGGGAAUUACACCAAAGCUGAUGUUUCGACUGUUAAAGAACAUACCCUUUGCUGUGUGGAUUUUAUGAAUUAGCUUUCAAAAUGUCAAAACAGUCAAGUUUUGGUGACUUUUCUUUUUGAGGAUAAUCAAGAGGUUAUAUCUGAAAACAUGCACUAGCUUGGAUCAUUUAUCUACAAAUACGUUAUUGCAUUUUUUUCAAUGUUAGGGUAGGAUACUAACAUGGCAAAAUAACUGCUUUUGUUAAAUUGUGAUUAGUCUAAUCCAGGAUUCUGUGCAGCCUUAUGAGACAGAGGCAUUUCAGUGCCUUACUGGAAUCUGUUAGAGAGAAUAUUCUGCUUCUUAUGAGCUACUGCUCAUUCAUACCAGCUUUCAUUACUGAUCUAUUAUGUCUGAAUGUUUGAAGGGAUUACAAGACUGUUCAGAGUGGAUUACGGUUUGGGGCUUUGAGAUGGAAGUUUCAAUGUAACUGCUUGUGUAUUCAACGCAGAGUGAACCUGAAUGUAAAACAAGAAUAAAGAGGAAGUGAUUUGAA
This is a messenger RNA of Notolabrus celidotus (New Zealand spotty), 1571 nucleotides long. RefSeq names its product four and a half LIM domains 1a (gene fhl1a). The coding region runs from base 168 to 1013 and encodes 281 amino acids. The transcript is spliced from 6 exons. Gene Ontology annotation, biological process: muscle organ development. Gene Ontology annotation, molecular function: transmembrane transporter binding. NCBI's taxonomy places the organism in Eukaryota, Metazoa, Chordata, Actinopteri, Labriformes, Labridae. The record is from RefSeq and is a predicted model, not a curated record.